Messenger RNA from Sinocyclocheilus grahami, 2982 nucleotides. Its product is annotated as exocyst complex component 6B-like. Gene Ontology annotation, biological process: Golgi to plasma membrane transport; exocytosis; intracellular protein transport. Bases 94 to 2502 code for a protein of 802 amino acids. NCBI's taxonomy places the organism in Eukaryota, Metazoa, Chordata, Actinopteri, Cypriniformes, Cyprinidae. Gene Ontology annotation, cellular component: exocyst; membrane. The transcript has 22 exons. The record is from RefSeq and is a predicted model, not a curated record.
AGUAUUCCCCCCCCUCUCUCUCUCUCGCUCUCCGGGCGCUGUGUUCUCAAGAGCGCGUCGCGAGCAAAGACUGUGGUCGCGAGGUUAUGGAAGAUGGCGAGCGCCGAGACAGCGGCAGAGCACGAGCGAAUCCUGCGUGAGAUUGAGAGCACAGACACUAACUGCAUCGGGCCAACACUCCGGUCUGUUUAUGAUGGACAGGAUCAUGGACUCUUCAUGGAUAAACUGGAGGGGCGGAUCCGCAAUCAUGACCGUGAAAUUGAGAAGAUGUGCAACCAUCACUUCCAAGGCUUUGUGGACUCCAUUACUGAGCUGCUCAAAGUGCGCGGAGAAGCCCAGAAACUCAAGUGUCAGGUGACUGAGACCAAUCAGAAGCUCCAAAAUGACGGCAAGGAGCUCCUGACAUCAAUGGAUGAGCUGAGACAGUGCCGUCUGCAGCAGAGGAAUAUCGCCACCACCAUUGACAAACUCACACACUGCUUACCAGUGUUGGAGAUGUACAGCAAACUGCAGGAGCAGAUGAGAGCCAAACGAUACUACCCAGCACUACGAACCCUGGAACAGUUGGAGGGGAGUUGUUUGCCUCAAGCGGGAUCAUAUCGUUUCUGCGCUAUCAUGGCAGAGAAUAUCCCACGUCUGCGCACACACAUCAGAGACGUCUCCAUGUCUGACCUCAAAGACUUCCUGGAGAGCAUCCGCAAGCAUUCGGAUAAGAUCGGAGAGACUGCCAUGAAACAGGCACAAGUGCAGAUCGCUCGUGACAAUGCCGUGACAUCACAACAGCGGUCAGCAAGUGGACAGAGGAUACGAAAGGAAGUGUGCUCAGGCACAGAGGUGGACAGAAAUGGAAGCAACCCCUUUUCAGAAAAGUACUCUGGGAUACUGGAUGUGGAGGAUGAAGAGGUGAGUGAGAUUCCUGGUGCGCAGGACUUGGUGGACUUCUCUCCCGUGUAUCGCUGUUUACACAUCUACACUGUAUUGGGUGCCCGGGACACAUUUGAGAACUACUACAGGAAGCAGCGGCGGAAACAGGCCCGACUUGUGCUGCAGCCUCACUCUAACAUGCAUGAAACGUUAGAGGGGUACAGGCACUACUUCAAUCAAAUUGUCGGUUUUUUUGUAGUGGAGGACCACAUCUUGCACACCACACAGGGCCUGGUUAACAGGGCUUACGUGGAAGAAUUGUGGGAGCUGGCCCUUUCAAAGACCAUUGCAGCCUUGCGUACGCAUUCAUCUUAUUGCACUGAUCCAGACCUGAUUUUAGAUCUGAAGAAUCUUAUAGUGCUGUUUGCAGACACACUGCAGGGUUAUGGUUUUCCAGUAAACCAGUUGUUUGAUAUGUUGCUGGAGAUGAGGGAUCAAUAUGGGGAGAUCCUGCUGAAAAAGUGGAACCAGUCCUUCAGGCAAAUCUUGGAUCAGGACAACUACAGCCCCAUUCCCGUGGCAUCCCCUGAAGAGUACCAACGAAUAGCAGGCCAAUGCCCCUUCCAGGAUCCAGAGCUCGACAAGAUGCCUUUUCCAAAGAAGCUGCCAUUUUCUGAAUUUGUGCCUAAAGUAUACUCACAACUCAAAGAAUUCAUCUACGCCUGCCUGAAAUAUUCGGAGGACUUGCACCUUAGCUCUACAGAAAUUGAUGACAUGAUCCGCAAGUCUACAAACCUCCUGCUCACACGAACCCUUAGCCACUGCCUACACUAUGCCAUAAAGAAGAAAAACGUAGGACUGGCAGAGUUGGUUCAGAUCAUCAUCAACACCACUCACCUGGAGCAGUCCUGUCACUACCUAGAAGAGUUCAUCUCCAACAUAACCAACGUGCCUCCUGAUACCAUUAAUGCCACCAAACUCUAUGGAACCUCCACCUUCAAGGACGCAAGGCAUGCCGCUGAAGAGGAGAUCUACACUAACCUGAAUAAAAAAAUUGACCAGUUUCUGCAGCUGGCUGAUUAUGAUUGGAUGGCAGCACAGGGAGGUGGGCAGGCCAGUGACUACCUGAGUGACCUCAUCGCUUUCCUCUGUAGCACUUUUGCAGUGUUCACUCACCUGCCCGGGAAGGUUGCUCAGACGGCAUGUAUGUCAGCUUGUAAACACCUUUCAACCUCCCUACUGCAGCUGCUAUUGGAGGCUGAUGUCAGGCAAGUGUCUAUGGGAGCCCUGCAGCAGUUCAACGUGGAUGUCAAAGAGUGCGAGAGGUUUGCCAGGGCCGGCCCGGUGCCUGGCUUCCAGGGGGACACUCUGCUGCUCGCCUUCAUCGACUUGAGACAAUUACUGGAUCUCUUCACUCAGUGGGACUGGUCCACGUAUCUGGCUGACUACGGCCGACCCACCUGCAAGUACCUGAGAGUCAAUCCUCACACGGCUCUGGCCCUCCUAGAGAAGAUGAAGGACACCAGCCGCAAGAACAACAUGUUUGCUCAGUUCCGUAAAAAUGAACGGGACAAGCAAAAGCUCAUAGACACUGUCGUGAAGCAGCUGAGAAAUCUCAUCGCCACCAACCAGGCCUGAGAAAGCCAUCGAUUCAGCACACGGCCCCACGUCUUGAUGAGUUGCCACCAGACUGCGCUUGCACACCUCCAAUAGUUGGACAUAUUGUUCUUUUCGCACAUAGACACCUGCACUAUCAUGCACGUAUAUAGAUGCACCUCUCUGAAAGGUGCGCCUGCUAAACCAUCCCGUGCCCUUGUGAUAUGGUAUCCAUGUCUUCCUUCCUCAGUUGCCUUUUAUUGUCUUGUAUCGGGUGUCAAAAGGACUGUUCUCCUGUCACAAUUUGAAUGGCCUUUACAAUAGUUCUAAAGUAUUAUUUCUCUCAUUUUGAAUUUGACAAAUAGUUACACUGUAAUGUGGAUAUUACUUAAAUUGCUGCAAAGUUAAAGGAAAUUGGAACACUAACUAGACUUGAAUAUUGCUGUCAUCAUUUCUAACAUAUCAAAUUUAAAGGGAUAGUUCCCCUAAAAAUGAUCAUUUACUCACCCUCCUUUCAUUCCA